Drosophila erecta is the source of this 2420-nucleotide messenger RNA. Its product is annotated as beta-1,4-glucuronyltransferase 1. NCBI's taxonomy places the organism in Eukaryota, Metazoa, Arthropoda, Insecta, Diptera, Drosophilidae. The transcript has 6 exons. The coding region runs from base 30 to 1676 and encodes 548 amino acids. The record is from RefSeq and is a predicted model, not a curated record.
AUGUAUAUCUACAUGCUAGCAUCUACAACAUGCGUUUCGAGCCUCUGGGCCAGAAAAUGUUCACACGCCGCAACUGGUUGCUGCGCUGCAGCAUCCUAAUCAAUGUGGCGGUGAUCCUGUACAUCGGCAGUCAGUUGAUGAUCGGCGGCGGCAACAACUUCUCCAAUGGCGGUGGCUUCCUGCUGCAGGAGCAGCAAGUGGGCUCCGCCUCAUCAGCGGCUCAGUUGCAGCAGCAACAGCAGCAGCAGCAGCAGCCCAGUGCCAAGAACCAGAACCAGGUGGUCGAGAUCUUUGAGUCCGAGGAGAAGCAGCUGGUCAAUGCCAAUGCAGCAGAUCCUCCAGCAGCGGCGGCUCAGGUGGCUGAUGGCGCUGCUGGAGCUCCGCAGUUGGCGAACGAUAGUGGUGCCGGAGCGGCUGCCAUGGGCGAUCCCGCCCAGGUGAUCGGAAACAUUGGAGCCGGCGGCGUGGCCGUGGGCGGAAAUGCCGAGGUGAACAACAGCCAAUCGGACGGCGGCUACAUAGUCACAGGCGACGAGAAGGAGCUGGAGGAGCGAGUGCGAUCGCUGAUCAACUGCUUCGACCACGACUACCACCAACAGACCCUGCAGCGCGGUGACUUCUGGGUGCUGCAGAACUACGUGCGGGCGGAGCAUGGCGACAUCAAGUGCCACGAGUCGAUCACCUACACCACGCACGCGGACUACACGUUCCUGGACAACCUGGUGCCGCUGCUGGAGCGCUGGAACGCCCCGGUGAGCAUAGCCAUGCACGCGCCCGGCACGGACUUCCAGCCCACGCUGGACUCGAUCCGAUAUCUGCGGGAGUGUCUGCCCGGCAGCCACCUGGUGCGCGCCUACACCACCUUCCACAUCUACUUCGGCACCAAGCACAUCCCCAAGUCUGUGCCCAAGCCUCACGAGGUCUUCAAGACGGGAUACAACUGCACACUACCGCCUCCGUACUUCAACGUCAGCUCCGGUCACCUGUACAAGGCGCAGAAGAAGCUGCUGUAUCCGGUGAACGUGGGUCGGAACAUUGCCCGCGACGCGGCACUCACCCACUUCAUUCUGGCUUCGGACAUCGAGCUGUAUCCGAACCCGGGUCUGGUCAAGAAAUUCCUCGAGAUGAUUGCCCGCAACGAGCAGUACUUGAGACGCAAGGCACCCAGAGUAUUUCCAUUGGCCAUCUUCGAGGUGGAGGAGAACUCGCCAGUGCCUCACGACAAGACGGAGCUGCAGGAGUUCCUGCGCACGGGCAAAGCCAUACCAUUCCACAAGCGGGUGUGCGCCAGUUGCCACGGGGUGCCCAAGUCCAAGGAGUGGAUGUCCGCCAACGAGACGGAUGAAUUAAGUGUGUUUCACAUAGGAAAACGAACAGGUUACUAUGUGCACUGGGAGCCCAUCUAUAUUGGCACUCAUGCCGAUCCCCACUACGAUGAACGGCUCAGCUGGGAGGGUAAAAGCGACAAGAUGCCUCAGGGCUAUGCGCUCUGCGUAAUGGACUACGAGUUCCACAUACUGGACAACGCCUUCCUGGUGCACAAGCCGGGCAUCAAGGUGCUGAAGAAGGACAAUCGACGGGCGAUGUUGUCCGGCAAGACGAACCAGCUGAUACGGAAGAUCAUCUAUCCAGAACUGAAAAUAAUGUACGGCAUGCGAAAGGGAUGUGCGAUAUAGUAACUAAUCCUGAAACCGAGCUGAGGUCAGUCCCGACUGAACGGGAAGGAGGAAAAGGCGAAAAGACUACAACCAACUUCACUAUUACUAUUUGCAAUGCUAUAGAUCGGUUGUGUCGACCACCGGUUCCCAUUCCCUCUAUAGCAUUGAAUGCGCACUUCAAGUGCGCGUUUUACAAUUAGCUAGAGACUUAGCCCUAGAACUAUAGAGCAUUAUGUAGUUAGGCUUAGCUAUAGGUCAGGACGUGUAACGCCAUGGGGCCUAUUGGGUUUUACCGCGUUCUUGGUUAUCUUUUUCUACUCUGCGAAGCCUUGAGAGCUUGGCUUACAUAGACUUAACGUAGUUAAAUGUGGCUUUUAGGUGUCAUGGUGUGUUCCAUUUAGCUGGCCAUUUUUAUGUUGGAAGUGGCCGCCAAGUAAGCAGACGGCUCUUUUGAUAGAGCGUGCCUAGGAAUCUACGCCUGCAAUUGAUCCACAUCCAUUGAAUUUCUGUAAAUAAUAAAACACUUGGAUCGUUCCUCCCUCCUGCUCCCUGGACAUAAGCAGCCAGAGACUGGAGUUGUGGGAUGGCCACCACUCAUAGGCAGUCAUUAUCAGUUACUAUUCUUUUAGUCUAGGCCAUAAACAUAAGUCUAAAGUUAUUUAGUUGAAUUUUCCAUAUGCAUUAACGAGUUAUCUGAUUUUCUUUUCAAAAUACUCAAGCGAGAAAUGGAGAGAAACAUUAUUUUUGUAUACCGGGCCGAGA